Messenger RNA from Homalodisca vitripennis (glassy-winged sharpshooter), 2069 nucleotides. RefSeq names its product vesicle-associated membrane protein 2. The record is from RefSeq and is a predicted model, not a curated record. Lineage: Eukaryota; Metazoa; Arthropoda; Insecta; Hemiptera; Cicadellidae. The transcript has 7 exons. The coding region runs from base 243 to 743 and encodes 166 amino acids. Gene Ontology annotation, molecular function: syntaxin binding; SNAP receptor activity. Gene Ontology annotation, cellular component: SNARE complex; plasma membrane. Gene Ontology annotation, biological process: vesicle-mediated transport; vesicle fusion.
GGUCAGUUGGGCCGGUGGUGUGUGUGCCGCGCCGCGGUGGAACACAUGCGCGGGGAGAGCGAUCGAUGUGCGCCACUGCCACGGCCUGCACGAUUGUAGCGCCGUUCCUCGUUCGCUGCAGUUAUCAAUACUUGGUUGCUGGAUGAUUGUUUGACACUUCACCAAAUCUGGAUAAAUUCUCGUGCGUUUUGUGAGUGUUGUUGGAAAGUCGUCGUUGUAAAUAGUUUCGAAACAUUUCACUCAUGGAGGGUGACAAUGCGUCUGCUGCUGAUGGAGCUGGAGGCCUGGCGCCCGCGGCAGGUGAGGAUGGAAUUGUCGGAGGACCUCGCACGCCUCAACAGAUUGCUGCUCAGAAAAGAUUACAGCAGACACAGGCACAAGUCGAUGAGGUUGUAGAUAUCAUGAAAACCAAUGUUGAAAAAGUAUUGGAGAGAGAUCAGAAGCUUUCAGAACUGGAUGAUCGAGCUGAUGCCCUUCAACAAGGAGCUUCACAGUUUGAGCAGCAGGCUGGAAAACUAAAGAGAAAAUUUUGGCUGCAAAAUUUAAAGAUGAUGAUCAUCAUGGGUGUGAUUGGUUUAGUAAUACUAGCCAUUAUUGUAGCCAAGUUCAUGCCAGACAAGCAGGAGCAGCCUCCAAUGAUGAUGUACCCCCCCAUGCAGCAGAUGCCCCCUCAGAUGCAGCAGCCUGCAGCCCCUGCUCCAGCCGCAUCCAACCCAGCUCCCGCCGCAGCCUCUCACCACUAAACCCAAACAUCAAUGUCAAGAUUAUGAACAAUCUUCAACACAAAAUAAGAAGUUACUUUAUUUUAUAUUUCUUUUUGUGUAAUGAUAUAGUAUUCAAUUACGUAUUCCAAAUUGUAAAGACUCAAUGCUUUAGUGAGAGAAAGAAGAGAGUUCGUAACGUGUAUUGUUGUUAGAUGAUUUUGAAAAUUAAUAUGACACGUGUUAUGUAGAGUGGCAAGAUUUGCAAAAUACACUCUAUCUGAAUAGCAUGUAGUUAUUACAGUCAUUUUUUUCAAUAUUUAAGUGUUGUUUUUCAGUACAUUUUGAGAAAUUCCUUAAAUAUAUACGUACUGUAGUAACCUUGAGACAAAGCUUCAGCAUUGUGUACCCUGAAAGUGAUACAGUUAAUAAAUUCAGGAACACGAUGCAAAAGAAAGUAUUCCCUAAUAUCCGCAGAAUUUGCUGAUUUUGGAUAUUGCAAACAGUUAAAUUUCCAUGUAUAUUCUACUACAAAUGUGAAUAAAAUAUGUACCAUUGAAUUUGCAGUAAUUCUCAAUAAUCAACACCUUCAGUGAAAUUGCAAUGAAAUGUAGUACCUAAUAAUAUAUUUGUGUAUUAUAUUUUAUGUAUAAUUUAUGAUUACUAUGUAUAUAUUUGAUGAGGCUUGGAUGCACCCACUGGCCAAUGACACCCACCAGUAGAAUUAUAGAGUCUCAGGUGAUCAGAACAAUCCUGAAGCUCCAAAUGUGCAAGUUUUACAACAAAACCAGAUCUUACAUACAAUUUUGUUAAGUGUGAUAGAAAAUAGUCACACAAUUCUGUCAUGAUUGCAAUAUUUCUGGAUAACUGCACUUUUGUAAUAAAAUGUUCCUCUUACACUCUUAGUUAACUCAACAAAUUGUCACUGUACUGUAUCUGAUAUUGUAGCUGAUUUGAGUAGUAGCGAAAAAAUAAUUUUUAAUUUUAAUUACUUAGAACUUAAUGAACUUGCUUCUGUAAUGUAUUUGAUGAAGACAGUUAAACAUGAGUAGGUUUUUUAAUCUGCUUAUUAAAUUGGUCUUUAAUAUUAAUUAUUAUAAACAAUGUAUGUUUCUUGAAAGUUAUUUAAUUUUAUAUAGUUUUAAAGGUUUUACAAUAUAACAGUAGUUAUAUGAUUGAUAUUUUGAUAUAACUUGGUGAUCGGUACUUUAGAUGAUUGACGCUACUAAAGUAUAGAUUUGUAUGUUUAAUUAUAUGUUUUUGUCUCAAUAUUACAAGAAAGGUUAGAUGUAAAAAACAUUUAAAAUCAAACUUUAAAACUGGCAUAGGCAUAGUUACCCUGUGGAAGUAAAUAUUUAUUUAUUUCAU